Dama dama (fallow deer) is the source of this 1851-nucleotide messenger RNA. RefSeq names its product histamine N-methyltransferase (gene HNMT). The record is from RefSeq and is a predicted model, not a curated record. NCBI's taxonomy places the organism in Eukaryota, Metazoa, Chordata, Mammalia, Artiodactyla, Cervidae. The transcript is spliced from 7 exons. Gene Ontology annotation, molecular function: N-methyltransferase activity. Bases 86 to 964 code for a protein of 292 amino acids.
UUUAAAGCAAGGUUCAGCAGUGGAUUUACUGCUCUGCGUUACCACCUCCUUUUCUUCUAAGAUAACUGUGCCCAGAAAACCAAAAAUGGCAUCUUCCAUGAGGAGCCUGUUUACUGACCACAGCAGAUACGUUGAGUCUUUCCGGAGGUUUCUCAGCAAUUCCACGGAGCACCAGUGUAUGCAGGAAUUCAUGGACAAGAAGCUGCCGGGCAUAAUAGCAAGGAUUGGAGACACAAAAUCUGAAAUUAAGAUUCUAAGCAUUGGCGGUGGUGCAGGUGAAAUUGAUCUUGAAAUUCUCUCCAAAGUGCAAGCUCAGUACCCAGGAGUUCAUAUCAUCAAUGAAGUUGUUGAACCAAGUGCUGAACAAAUCACCAAGUACAAAGAGCUUGUAGCCAAGACAUCAAACCUUGAGAACAUAAAGUUUGCUUGGCAUAAGGAGACAUCAUCUGAAUAUCAAAAUAGAAUGAUGGAGCAAAAAGAACUUCAGAGGUGGGACUUUAUUCAUAUGAUUCAGAUGCUGUAUUAUGUUAAAGACAUCCCAGCUACCCUGAAAUUCUUCCAUAGUCUCUUAGCUACCAAUGCUAAGAUGCUCAUUAUUCUUGUGUCAGGAGCCAGCAGCUGGCAAAAGCUAUGGAAAAAGUAUGGAUCUCGCUUACCCCGAAAUGACCUCUGCCAGUAUGUCACAUCGUCUGACCUCACUCAGAUGCUCGAUAAGUUGGGGAUUAAGUACGCGUACUAUGACCUUCUGUCCACCAUGGACAUAUCUGACUGUUUUAUUGAUGGCAAUGAAAAUGGAGACCUACUUUGGGAUUUUUUGACAGAAACCUGCAACUUUAAUACAACAGCACCACCUGAUCUCAAAGCAGAAAUUAUGAAAGAUCUGCAAAAGCCUGAAUUCAGUAUAAAGAAAGACGGAAAGGUUCUUUUCAAUAACAGUCUGAGUUUCAUAGUGGUUGAGGCAUAAAUACACAUCAUGAGAAUAUUAAAAAACUACAAUUUGAACAAUGUUGAUCAUUUGUGUAUUAAAAUUAUAAAUAUAUCUCAUAACAUAAACAGAAGCAUCUUCUCUUAUAUGUAAAACCUAGAAAGUUUUAAGACAUUCUCGGACUUCCAUAUAGAAUCAUAUAUGACACUGCUGGUCUUCUCUCUCCUAUAGGUAAAGAGAUGACAUGUGGGCUAUAUACCACAUAAUCUGAAAAAUGAGACAGCUAAGUUUCAGGGGGCUUACUGACAAUAAAAUCGACUCCAUUUGUUAACUGUGAUGGAAUUUUCUAGACUACUAACAAAAUAUGUGCUAUGGAUUUUUAAAAUACUAGUAAUAUAAGUAAUACUACUACUACUGAUACAUUAGCCAUUAAGAAAGCAUACGUUUAUUGACUUUCCCUUUUUGUAGAGAAGUAUUUGUCUGUAUGCAUUUCUUUGCUAUAGUUUCUAUCCUUACCUUUAGUGAUUACUAAAAGUAAGCACCUAGGAUGUUACAAAACUAAAUGUCAUGUAUUGUCAUUUCCUUCGAUUUUGGCUUCUCUUUUAACUUUGUUUAUGGUGUUGUAAUGUUUUGUUUUUAGAUAUACUGAAGUUUUCUUUAUUCAUUCAGAUUUAGUUUUUUUUUAAUUUCUGGAUUUCUGAAGCAUUUUAAAAGGCCUUCUAAAACCAAGGUUUUAAAAUAUUAAUGUAUUUUAUCAAAAUGAUUGUAUGAUUUCACUGUAUAAAAGUCUCUGAUCUGUUUGAAGUUUAUAUAAAGAGUGAGUUGAGAACAAACUGAUUUUUCACAAGAAGAAAACCAUCUGUGUCAACACAGUUGACAAAAAAUGAUCCCACUUACUUAAAAUAAAUCUUUUAUCAUUUACUAAA